Oncorhynchus mykiss (rainbow trout) is the source of this 2325-nucleotide messenger RNA. The record is from RefSeq and is a predicted model, not a curated record. Lineage: Eukaryota; Metazoa; Chordata; Actinopteri; Salmoniformes; Salmonidae.
GCUACAACGUAUUCUUGCCAAAAAAUCUGAGCCUUAGAUGUAAUCGCUUCCGCUGAUGCCGCCAUUUCAAAUCGAAAUACAGGGAUAGGGUAUAGAUAAUAUUUUUUUAAAUGUUUUAUUUGCAAAUCUUUUUAUAUUUUCUUUUUAUUUAGAGUAAGUAUCUAUAUUUAGUUGUAUUUCUGGACCUCAAUAGUCUUCUAAGAUGGAUGCAGAUACAGAGCAGGUGACGGACAACACAGAAACUUCCCAAAAUGCAUCUGAGGAGCCCAUAUCAGAAAACAAAUCCAGGGGUCGUGGUGGGUUCAAAGGGCGUGGCCAGGGGUUCCGGAUUGGUCGAGGAGGCAUGCAUGGUGGACGGGGCCUUAUGAUGAAAGGAUUUGGCCCACCCGAACGAGGCAGGGGGGAUAGAGGACGGGGUGGGGACAUGAAUGGGUUUGGACCCAUGAGGAGAGGGAUGGGGAGGAUGCGGCCGUACCCAGACAUGAGGGGCAGGAGAGGAGGGAGGGUCGCUCUGAUGGGUAGGGCCGGGCCUAUGGGGAGGGGCGGUCUGAUGGGGAGGGGCGGUCUGAUGGGGAGGGGCGGUCCGAUGGGGAGGGGCGGUCCGAUGGGGAGGGGUGGUCCUAUGGGAAGGGGAGGUCCUAUAGGGAGAGGCGGACCUAUAGGGAGAGGCGGACCUAUGGGCAUGGGUCCUCCUCCACCCCCACCCAUGCACCUGAGAGGCCCCUACCCACCAAUGCACAGACACGGCCCCCCUCCGCCUCCCCCCCUGGGCCACCCUGGUUUUAGAGGGCACCCCCCACACCCCAGAGGAAGAGGCAUGUCCCCCGGACCCCCACGCCACUUCCACCCCAGGGGCCCCAGAGGGAUGGAAAUGGAGAGAAAGUCUGGAAACCGUGGUCAAUCUACAUUCUUUUGAAGCAGGUGAGGCAGAAAGGAAAAGGGAGAACAUUGCCUAUUGUUUCUGUUGUCUUUAGAUUUAUUUUGUAAUACAGUAAUGAAUUGCCUUUUUUAGGUACAACGCUAUGGUAUAUCUUACAUCCAAACAUGAAUGUACAUAAAGGACACUGAAGCACACAAAGAGCCAUAAACUAAGGUAUGUUUUUAGUCAAUUUGAUAAUUAUGGUAAUAAUGAUUACCAUAUGUAAAUUACAGGGUUUAAGUGGGUUUUGUUAAGUGUUGAUUGUUACGUUCAGUCAAUGGGGGAGUCGAUUAAUCGCGGCCGUGUAGGCAUGUUUAGCAUCGGCUGAAAGAAGAUUUCAUGGGAUUAGUAACCGGCUGCCUCCCGGGCGUGAGCCAGGUGCCCUGUUCAAAACCCACGUCGCAAUCGGCUCGAAACUUCGUGACGUAAUUAAUCACGUGUAGUAAUUAGUAGGAUUCUGGGAUUUCCCAUGCAAAAGUGAUCGCUUUGGAUAAAAAGGAUUUAUCUGCCAUCCCAAUGAAAAAUAGUUAGAAAAAUCAAACAUUUAUUUUAUGGAAAAUAUGUAUGUUUCUGGACGAUGCACCAUGCUGCCUUGUUGACAAAAUGACAGAGCGGCACAGAUUAUUGUUCGAUUUGAGAAUGGCGCUCCUCCCUCCACGCUUUCGCUCGAUGACGUGACAGGCCAUUACCCGGUGCCCUGCGGCUCAGCAUAAUCGUAAUGACCCAAUCCUCUAUAGAUUAUUUAAAGGCCCAAAGCAGACGUUUUUAUGUCAAUGUUAAAUUAUUUCUGGGUAACAAUUAAGUACCUUACUGUAAUAGAUUUCUAUUCAAAUUGGCAAAAACUAAAAUUGGCAAAAACUAUUUCUCAAGCAAGAAUUUUGCUAGGACUGUCUGGGAGUGGACUGAGUGGGGAUGGGAAAUUUAAAACUAGCUGUUAUUGGAAGAGCUUUGGAACUCACUUUGUUAUUGGUCAAGUGGCAAUAUGUAACUUUUUGGGCGAUUACAAAUUCACAUAGAAAUGUGAGUUAUAAAUCUAUCAGUCUACUUGAAAGCAAGUCCAAGAAGCAGUAGAGCUGUUGUUCUAUGUGAGCUAUUUCUAUCCUUCCCGUUCUUAAAUGUUGUUUUUGUGUCUUUUACUUUUGGUUUUGUACAUGAGCUUAAAACAGUUGAAACAAUAUUUUGGGUUUUGGAAAGUAUAUUCACAGCGGUUUAGAUUAUACUAUUUUAUACUGCAUUUAACAAAAUAUAAACGCAACAUGUAAAGUGUUGGUCCCAUGUUUCAUGAGCUGAAAUAAAAGAUCCCAGAAAUGUGCAAUACACAAAAGAAAUCGUAUUUUUCUCAAAUGUUAUGUACAAAUGUGUUUACAUCUCUGUUAGUGAGCAUUUCUCCUAAGCGAGGAUAAUCC